Magallana angulata is the source of this 693-nucleotide messenger RNA. RefSeq lists its product as uncharacterized. The record is from RefSeq and is a predicted model, not a curated record. Bases 336 to 644 code for a protein of 102 amino acids. The transcript is spliced from 4 exons. NCBI's taxonomy places the organism in Eukaryota, Metazoa, Mollusca, Bivalvia, Ostreida, Ostreidae.
UACAGUCACAUCAAUAAUCUUCACUUAUUAUUAUAACAGUCACAAAAUUCAGUGCUCACUUGUAUUGCAGUGGUACCUAUUUUAUCUAAAAUACUUUUACUCGUUCAUCACUUAUAUUUGAAUUGUUGAAGUAACUGAUUGUUGAUAUAAAUUUUAGGUAAAAUAUAUCAGGUUCUCUAUUAAUAUCAAUAACGGAAAUAUUGAUAAGAUCCUUGACACCAGAAGACAUAUAUUUCGAGUGUCUGAUAAGGACUAACGAUCAUGCUCCUGACAAAACACCGUCUGUGACGUCAUUUCUUACAAGUAUUCCACACUCUAAAAGUCUUUUAAAAAUCAUGAGGAAGAUUUGUUGCUUGAUUCUUUUUGUAAUAUUUCCUGUCAUUAGAGGGACCACUACGUCGGCGCCCUCUACAGGAGCGCCGUGUCCGUCAUGUGACAUCAGUUAUCACUGUGACUGGAGUCGAACCUGUGCACCCGGGGAGACCUGUCUGGCGCGAGGAUUCACGGGAAACCUGUACCACUUCAGAACCCAUUGUGCACCCAAGGAGGACUGUCUAUUAAUGCAGUCAAUCGUCAAAACUGAGGAGGUCUAUUGCUGUGGUGACAGAGAAUGUUUGAGAAAUCACCUUGGACUUUGGUCGUAAUGAAAUACAUGUAAAUGCCAAGCCUCAAAUGAAUAUCAUGUGUAUUUUU